AUGAGAUAUUUUUUUAAAUCAUUUCAAUUUCGACUUGUUACAGGGUACUUUUUUUUUUUCCCCCAACCUCAUUCUGUAGGAAAUCCAUGUGAGCUUCCUGGAAAGGGAAAAAAAAAAAAAGCUUCCUGGAAAGGGGAAAAAAAAAGAAAACUAGACAUGAAAUCAGUUCCACCUUUAAUCCCUUGCCCUCAUCUGCCAGCCUUCCACACCCACACACCUCCAUGCUCCAUGUGUAACCAUCCUUGCCAGUGGACCGAACCUUCCAGAAUGCGCUACAUGGCAUCAGGACACACAAACACGCCCGCACAUGCACACCUCUCCCCUCCGCUCAGUAUAUACACAGAUUUUACUGUGAUGUCCGAGGCUGUAUAG
Messenger RNA from Rangifer tarandus platyrhynchus (Svalbard reindeer), 372 nucleotides. Lineage: Eukaryota; Metazoa; Chordata; Mammalia; Artiodactyla; Cervidae. The record is from the annotation of a GenBank genome assembly.